AUGACUCUUGAAGAUUUCUUUACCUUGACUGAGAUGAAAGAUGGGCUCACAGCACCUUCACGGGUGCAGGAGCUGGUAACUGUCAUGCAGAUGGAAAAAAAUUGUGAGGUUAAAAAUUCUGCUGAUGCCACAAGGCAGUGGGCUGCUGUUGCAAGCACUAUUGCUGCUACAGAGAAUAACGAUUGCCUUGAUCUUUUUAUUCAAUUGAAUGGACUUUGCUUCAUCAAUAGAUGGUUAAAGGAUGCCCAAAAAUUUGAGGUUGAUGCAAACGACAGCUUUGUUGAAGAGUCAAUUACUGCAAUGUUACGUGCAGUUGAAAGGCUUCAUCUAGACAGUGAGAAGUCAAUGUCAUCUGGAAUUCGCAUCACUGUAAGUAGUCUCCUUGGCCAUCAUAGUGCCAGGGUUCAGGAUAGCGCGAGGACAUUGUUUGACAGCUGGAAGGGAGCUGAAAAUGUUGAUACUGAAUCCCAUGAUGUGGAGCUUGCUAAGGUUGACAAUGCAAGUAAUGAGAUUGUCAGCGAGGAAGGCCAGACAUCUGCUGUGAAUGAAGCUGGCAAUAAUAAUGAUCAUGCGUCAGGACUAAAUGGAACUAUACAUUCUCUAUUGAGAAGCUCAGAUAAUUUGCUGGUAGAUAGUUCUGAUAAUAAGUGUCAUUCUUCCACCAGUUUGGAAUGUGAUGGCAUCAAAGAGGAAUCAGUAAACCAUGUUGCUGAUGUUCCAUCUUCUGCUCAAGAAGUUUCCACACACGAAGGCAGUUUUGAAGGACAGUCAAAUGUGAUACCGUUAAUUGGGGAAAAGCAGGAGCAAAAUGUUAAUGACCCUCCAGAAAAAUUAGGAGCACCAGAGAUCUGUUCUGCAUCCUCUAAGCCAGAGCCCGAGUCUGUUUCCAUUAUUUCUUCUGAACCAAAAGCACCAGACUCUGCGAAAGAACCAGCUUUGGAGCAAAAGGUUGAACACAAAGUGGAUGAUGUUUGUCGGAAGUUAACUAUUUCUACUAGUAUGAGGACACCUGCAUCUGAUAAGAGGACUGGGGAAGAUGAUGUUAGGACUGUAACUAGCAUGAAACAAGUUUUCAAAGCUGCAGAAAAUGACAAUAGCAGUUCUAAUAUAUUGCAGGAUACAUCUGUCGGUGACAGUAACUUGGGAAAGACUGAGGUGUCAGAUAUGUCUGUCUGUGUAGCAGGAUAUGUCACACCAUCAAAGGAAGGCAAGGACCUUGUUUGUAAUGACAAAGAAGCUACAUCAAUUGGCUCUGAUUCUAGUAAACCUGAAAUAGAUUUUAGAAGGUCUAACAUAGUUGACAAGAGAGAUUCUGACAAUGAACUUGACUGUGGCAUUGUGGAUCCUUUAGAAUUUGCCCGACAGGUUGCUCAGGAAGUGAAUAGAGAAGUCAGCAGUUCUUCAGAAAAAAUCUCAGAUGGUAUAAUCAGGCAACCACGCAGUCCAGAAUCUGUAAGAAAAGAGGAUGAGCUCACUUCUGUCCCACCAGAGAAUGUUUCCUCAAGACAAAGCCUUGCUACUGAGGCAUGUGAAACGGAGGGGCAUGCAAGUAUUUUAGACGACCCUGAGGCUGAGGCAGAAUGCAGAACUGAUAUGCUGUGCAUGGAAGAAGCUCAAGAUUCAGGAGGUAAUUCAGAGAAACGACCUUGUGGCUUUGAUCUCAACGAAGUUGUUUCUGAUUAUAUGGAUGUUUGUGUAAAUACGACAUCUACCCCAAUACCUAUUGUCUCUGCUUCAAGGCCUAUGCCAACUCUUGGGUUGCCUGGUGCCCCUUUGCAGUUUGAGGGAACGCUUGGGUGGAAAGGAUCAGCUGCCACUAGUGCCUUUCGGCCUGCAUCUCCUCGGAAGUAUUGUGAUAGUGAGAGGAAUCUUUCUGUGGAUAUGAAUUUUGACACUUCCAUGCAGAGGCAGAAUUGGCUUGAUAUUGAUCUAAAUGUAGCUGAGGGUGAAGAAGGCAAUGCAGAACCUAUUGCUGAAUCUUCAGGCAGGCCUUCUGGGCAAUCAUCAGUUGAAUUUAAGUCUAAAAGAUCAAGCAGGCUUGAAUUUGAUUUGAACAGUACAGGUGAUGAUGGUAACAUCCAACCUUCAGAUCACAGGAUGGAGGGACAACUCUUUCUUGGAAGAAAUGGUUAUUGGAGUCCAUCACCUACAUCGUCAUCGUCAUCAAUGCAGCCAUAUAUUAGAAACAUUGAUUUGAAUGACAGGCCAUGCCUUCAAACUGAUUUGGUAGACCUGGGGUCCAGUAAGUCUUCUCAUAUUAUCAAUGCAUAUAAUUGUUCUAAAUCAUCAGAUGCUUCCGUUAUCUCUAUUUUGGGUGCCAAGGUAGAAGUUGGUAAAAAAGAAUGUGUUCCUCAAUCGUUUCUGCCGAAUGGAAAGGGUGUUGAACCUGCGAUAGAUCUUACAAUGUCAAGAGCAGGUGGCAUUAUAGGGACGACCCCCACAGUAUCCUUCAAUCAAUCAUCAGCUAUUGGGUAUAAUGGAGUGGCAUCAGCAUCAGCGGCACCUGCAUUACCUUUUUCAUCAGCCAUGUACGGGUCAGGAACAUCAGCCAUGUACGGGUCAGGUGGCACAGUUCCGUAUAUGGUGGACUCAAGAGGAGCUGCAGUUGUCCCUCAAGUGGGUGGACCUUCGUUAAAUAUCCUUUCAUCAUCUUACUCUCAGCAACCGAUCUUUAUGAACAUGACAAGUACACAACUUGGUCUAAAUGGAUUUGGACCUUCUCGUCCUAACUUUGACCUGAACUCUGGCUUCAUGAUUGAGGGUGGGAAUAGAGACACAUUGGCAGCAAGGCAAUUUUUCUUUCCUGGUCAGGGAAGGGCUGCGGAGGAGCAAGUAAGAACCAUGCCGCAACCCUCAAGUUCAGGGGUUGGUGGGAAGCGAAAGGAACCAGACAGUGGUUGGGAACCCUACCCAUAUAGCUACAAACAUUCGCAGUCUCCCUGGAAGUAG
Messenger RNA from Sphenostylis stenocarpa, 2949 nucleotides. NCBI's taxonomy places the organism in Eukaryota, Viridiplantae, Streptophyta, Magnoliopsida, Fabales, Fabaceae. The record is from the annotation of a GenBank genome assembly.